AUGUCAGACACAUGGGUGACGUCGUCAACGACGAAGACGGUGGUCACAACAGUCACAGACACAUAUGUUCAAGUCUUUGAGGAAAACGUCGUGUUUUACAGCAGCAUCUUCAGUUUUCUCGCGGGAAGCAUUGUGGAUGUGGAUACCGUGGAGGACCUGACUACUAUCGGGACCAACUGCAUCCAGAGCCUGCUCGCUAACUGCUCGAUGGAAUCUGUCAGCUUUCCUCCCACAUUUACCAUGGGCCCUUCGACAUACAUACACAGCUCAAGCGGCACCGAACAAAACUCUCAGAAGUACACUAUCGGUAUCGAUUCAAAGGCCUGCAGAAUCUUUUCUUCGACACAAAGCGCAUCCUGCAAGCUCUAUGCGAGCUACUGGUACUCUGACUCCAUAACGAGCACGUCCCAAGAUAUAACGCGCACUACAGCCUUGAAGUCAGCAGAAAUCAAGUACCACAGCUUGUGGAUUACGGCGGGUGCUGAGAAACUUUCAGCACCAGUGACAACAACGCGGACCCAAAAUAGGACUGCCGUCCCCACUGCUACUGCUUUGACCUCUACAACAGUCGCUGUCUCUUCGCCUAGCCCAGCUCCAGAGAUUCAUUCCUCAAAAACGUGGAUUGCCGGACCAAUUGUGGGAGCCAUUGCUGGAUGCGGCCUAAUAGCAGCUGUAGUAUACUGCUGUCUCAGGCGGAAAAGACAGAUAGUGCCAUCAGUUGCUCCUGGGCCGGCGAUUCAGGACCCUUCAGAGGAGAUUAGUGCACUCAGUAGCCCUGUUAAGUCUCCAUACAAGGCAGGUAUUCCAGCAGAAACUCAGGGAACUCCUGUAUCUGAACUUCCAGCGGAUGAGCCUUCAUGGAACCGACAUACUAUCUAG
Molecule: messenger RNA, 879 nt
Organism: Aspergillus welwitschiae
Lineage: Eukaryota; Fungi; Ascomycota; Eurotiomycetes; Eurotiales; Aspergillaceae
Exons: 1
Coding region: 1-879 (292 amino acids)
Source: RefSeq, a predicted model, not a curated record